GGCUCUCCCAAACCCAAACCCUAGAUCAGUUUUCCUCAGAAACAGUAUCUCUGAACGGAAAAAACCCAAACGCUAAGAUAAACGCAAAAUGAAGGGAGGCACAGUGCAGAUAAAUUGGCACGACACAAAACCGGUCCUCACCCUCGACUUCCAUCCGAUCUCCGGUCUCCUCGCCACCGGCGGCGCCGAUUUCGACAUCAAGCUUUGGCAAAUAAAUUCCGGCGAAAGGCAGGAGAUACCAAGUACAUCUUAUCAAAAUAGUCUUUCUUACCACAGCUCUUCCGUAAAUGUCUUGCGCUUCUCUCCAUCCGGAGAGCAACUUGCUUCUGGUGCUGAUGGAGGUGAGCUGAUCAUAUGGAAGUUGCACUCUGCCGAAACUGAACAAGCUUGGAAAGUCCUUAAGAGUUUGUCAUUUCACCGUAAAGAUGUUCUGGAUCUCCAGUGGUCAACAAAUGGUGCAUUUUUCAUCUCUGGAUCAGUUGAUAAUUCUUGCAUAAUAUGGGAUGUCAACAAAGGUUCUGUUCAUCAGAUAUUGGAUGCUCAUGCCCAUUAUGUUCAGGGUGUUGCUUGGGAUCCCUUGUCCAAAUAUGUUGCGUCAAUUAGUUCUGAUAGAACUUGCCGGAUUUAUGUCAAUAAGCCUCGAACAAAAACAAAAGGUGCUGAAAAGAUGAAUUACAUUUGUCAACACGUCAUUACAAAGGCAGAACAACUGGUGGAUGAUUCUAAGUCUGCAAAAGGUCAUCUCUUUCAUGAUGAAACAUUGCCAUCAUUCUUCAGAAGAUUGGCCUGGUCACCUGAUGGAUCAUUUUUGGUUGCGCCAGCAGGUUCUUACAAAAUCUCUAGUUCAUCUGAAACAGUAAAUACUGCAUAUGUGUUUUCCAGGAAAGACUUGUCAAGGCCCUCUCUGCAGCUACCUGCUGCUGGCAAACCUGUCGUUGCAAUUCGCUUCUGCCCAGUGGGUUUUAGCCUUCGAGGGUCAAACUCUGAUGGCUUUUUCAAACUUCCAUAUCGCCUUAUUUUUGCCGUUGCAACUUUGAAUUCGUUAUACAUAUAUGAUACAGAGAGUGUUCCUCCCAUUGCAAUUUUGGCUGGGCUUCAUUAUGCAGCCAUCACUGACAUCGCAUGGUCCUCUGAUGCUCAUUAUUUAGCAUUGUCAUCACAAGAUGGUUACUGUACUUUAAUAGAAUUUGAGAAGGAUGAACUUGGAUUGCCCAUUUCUCUCCCAGAACCACAAAAAGUCAUUGGUGAUGAGAACCAGAGCCCAGUAGCCCAGAAGCUGCAGGACAGGUUGAUUGAAACGCCUGGAGGUGAUGGUGCAAUGGCAACAGAUGACAGAAUGACAGAAGCUCAAAGGAGUAAAGGGAAACAGGCAUUGCCAAGCUCAUCUAAUACUCCCAUAUUGAAUAAGCCAACCAAGCGGCGAAUUACUCCAAUGGUUAUCGAUCCAUGAUGUUUGUCAUGUUAGCCUCUGUUAAUUUUUGUUUUAGUUGAUAUACCAAGGUUUAAAUCCAUAUGGCAGUCAACUAAUAGAUACAGGAUGCAUGUAAGCUGUUUACUUGAUAGAUUCUGGUCUAACUCCCAUCUAGAAAAUAAGAACAUUUUGCUCUGAAGAAAUUUUUAAAAAAAUCUGAUUUCCGUGGUCACGGAAACAUACACGCUGGAGCCCUAGGGGAUUGCAUGGCAAAAUUCUUUUGGAGGCUUGCAUAGAGAAUUGAGUUAUAUUUGAUCAAGAUGAUGAAUCCAGAAUGGAUAAUGAAUCAUGAAAUCACGGUGUGUUUACUAUGAUGACCUCCUGGUAUAAUGGCCAGUAACCUCAUGGGUUGGUGUAUUUACGUAUGACUUUCGUCAUUUGAACCAUUUUCUUCUGUCUCUUCUUGAUGAAACAGCAUAGAGCAACUGAGAUGAAUCCAAGAGUAGUCCACCAACCUAAAGUAAGACAACCAUUAUAACAGCUGAAUUGUUUCCUGGUGAUGAUGGUAGAGGGGGAACAUAAGGUGGUUAGGGUGGAGAAAUAGAAUGAUGGGGAAGGAGGAACUAAAUUGGAAGGUGGUUGCUGUAGGAGGUGACACGUUUGGAGGUGAUGGGUGGGAUGGUGGUGGUUGCACCCCAGGAGCUGAUAUGGAUGGGUUGGUAGCACCAAGUGGGGCUAUGACAUUGUGUUUAAAUUAAAUUUUAUGGUGUUAU
Messenger RNA from Rubroshorea leprosula, 2184 nucleotides. The record is from the annotation of a GenBank genome assembly. NCBI's taxonomy places the organism in Eukaryota, Viridiplantae, Streptophyta, Magnoliopsida, Malvales, Dipterocarpaceae.